GGCCGCGCAUGCGCAGCGGGCGGCGCGGCGCUGAGGCGAGCGGCGCAUGCGCAGAGCGGCGGCGCGGGGAGGCGUGUGAGGGGAGCCAUGGCCGGGUACAGCGCGGAGGAGCGCGGCGCUCCGCACAGCGCCGGGUACCGCGUGUUCCUCAAGGACGCAGCCGGGCAGUACGUCUCCCCCUUCCACGACAUCCCCCUGCGCGACGGCGGCGGUGAGGUGAUACUGAGCCACCCCGGCUGUGGUUUCCACGCAGCUGAACACCUGGACCCACUGCCAGGCGAGGAUGCGAAGCUGUGGCUGUGGCUGCACCCCAGGACCUCAGGAGGAGCGGCUCGCCUGCCACGUGCUGUUUGCGCCCUGCCAGCGAAUGUGUUCAACAUGGUUGUGGAAAUACCUCGAUGGACAAACGCUAAAAUGGAGAUUGCGACAAAGGACCCCUUAAACCCAAUUAAGCAAGAUGUGAAGAAAGGAAAACUGCGCUACGUAGCCAACGUGUUUCCCCAUAAGGGCUACAUCUGGAAUUACGGUGCUCUCCCGCAGACUUGGGAAGACCCAGGUCACAAGGAUGAAGGUACUGGCUGCUGCGGAGAUAACGAUCCGAUCGAUGUGUGCGAAAUUGGAAGCAAGGUCUGCUCUCGAGGGGAGGUAAUCAAAGUGAAGGUGCUGGGCACGCUGGCACUGAUCGAUGAGGGCGAGACAGACUGGAAGAUAAUCGCUAUCAACGUUGAAGACCCUGAGGCAGGCAACUAUAAUGAUAUCCAUGAUGUCAGAAGGAUGAAGCCUGGGUACUUGGAAGCUACAGUCGACUGGUUCAGAAGAUACAAAGUACCCGACGGAAAGCCAGAAAACCAGUUUGCUUUUAAUGGUGAAUUUAAAGACAAGGAUUUUGCAGUGAACGUCAUCAAAAGCACUCACGAACACUGGAAAGCUUUGAUAGCUAAAAAAACUGACGGAGGAGAGAUCAACUGCACAAACCUGACGGUCUCAGACAGUCCCUUCUGCUGUAGUCAAGAGUGUGCUAAAGCUACUGUGGAUGCAGCACCACCCUGUACAGCUGCCAACCCCAUCCCACCAGAAGUGGACAAGUGGUUCUAUUACCCCAAAAACUAAGGAGCGGGGAUGGACGCUGAGCCAGCUGCCUUCCUCCAGCGGAGCCGCCCUGCCCAGUAGCCCAGAAACCUAGCUUUGGUGUCAACGAGCAGACCUUGCCUCUAAUUUAUGCCGCCUGGAACUGCCCCCAGCCCCGCUGCCCGGUGUGUCGAGCCUGGGGGCGGCUGGCAGGCUCACCUCCCCCCCCCCCCCAACCCCCCAAUUGUGCCCCCGCAGCACCCGAGGGGGGUGAGGCCGGCCCGGUACGCGUAGGGUGGGUGCUGGAAAUAAAACUACUGAACCCUC
Cygnus atratus (black swan) is the source of this 1395-nucleotide messenger RNA. It is a transcript of the gene PPA1, whose product is annotated as inorganic pyrophosphatase 1. Gene Ontology annotation, cellular component: cytoplasm; extracellular exosome. The record is from RefSeq and is a predicted model, not a curated record. NCBI's taxonomy places the organism in Eukaryota, Metazoa, Chordata, Aves, Anseriformes, Anatidae. The transcript has 13 exons. Gene Ontology annotation, molecular function: magnesium ion binding; inorganic diphosphate phosphatase activity. The coding region runs from base 88 to 1110 and encodes 340 amino acids. Gene Ontology annotation, biological process: phosphate-containing compound metabolic process.